GAUCGAUGAUAAUUGCUUCAACUAUAUAUUAUUUAAAUCUCACAUAAUUGUUCAGGAUUUCCGAUUGAUUCGAAAUGAAUACGAAGUUGUUGUAAACAUUAUAGCCGGCAAGGUUGCGCGACAAACAUCCUAAUCCCCGCUCAUACCCUCUCUCCGUGGUAUCGAAUCCUCAAGUCAUGGCUAUCCUCGAAGAGUUCCUCGAGUCUAUCCUGAAAUUUCUCAGAGCAAAGGAUGGAACAAGUCUACAGUUAUGGCUUCGAGUCGAACCUCCUCUCCCCGAUCACUAUUUCCAGCUUGGUCGAGAAUUGAAAGCGUCAUUUAAAAACAGCACGGCACUCGAACGCCAUAUCGCGAAGCUCCUGCCAGACGACCCCAAUGCAAGUUAUGAGGAUGGUAACGUUUGGCCAGGCUUUUUGGCUUUCAUGAAGGACUACCUGGAGUUCUGGAGGGAUGUAGAUUUCGAGGAUUUGUUGGAAACGCACUCACAGCUCACCGUUUUAGCAAGCACAUGUUUAGCAGCUUUAUCCAAUCCGACAUAUGGGAUAGUGAUACUCCCAACGGCCAUCCAACUAUCUACUGCCCUCGCGAAACUUGCAAUGACACUUGAUAAAAGACCGGAUCUUACCCGAAGAUUGCGAAGAGUUGCCGAUGUCGAUGCUGGAGAGACGCGAAAGACUUUGGUAGAAGGAACGGCAGAAACAAUACAGCGCGCUUUUACAGUUUGUUUGACGGAAAGGACCACGAAUAGGAAUGGGGUUGGGUCAGAUGGAAAGCCAGAGGGGAAGAAAGUUGGAAUAUACUCGUUCGCAAAUCUGGCUUUGAAACUCUUCUUUCAAUGCCGGAAAACGCGAUUGGCGAAUCAACUCAUCACGAAUAUCACCCAACACUCUCCACCAUUGGAGCUCUAUCCCGCAAGUCAAAGGGUAACAUAUCUUUAUUAUCUUGGCCGAUACUUCUUCUCGAAUACCCACUUUUACCUCGCCCAAUGCAGUCUUCAAGCUGCUUACGACCAGUGUCAUGCACAGUGCAUUAACCAGCGACGUCUGAUUCUGAUUUAUUUGAUAUCAUCAAACAUGAUACUCGGUCGAUUCCCAUCUCGGCCAUUUAUGUCACGUCCCGAAGCUGCUGGGGUACUUGAAAGGUUCACACCAAUUGUGAAGGCCAUCAAGUUGGGGAAUUUGGCUGCUUUCAAGCGUUCAUUGGGUCCAGAGGGCGGAAAUGAAAAAUGGCUGUUCGACAAGGGAAUUCUUCUGCCACUAUUGUAUCGUUGCGAAAUAUAUGUAUGGCGUUCACUAGCACGACGUGUUUUAUGUUUGACAUACCAGUGGCCGUUCGACCCCAAUUCAAAGAAAGCACCGACUCUAAACCUUGCCGAUCUAGUCACAGCUGCGCAGUAUUGCCAGAAGAUCCUUGAAGGUUGGCAGAGGCCUGCAGACUCUGCCGCGUUUAUGCAGUCAGGUCGUACACACGCAAAUACAAUGUUUAUAACAGCACAAGACUUAAUCAAGCCUCCAGGUGUGGUGAAACUUUCGCCAAAUGAUGGGGUAAUUUGGGGAGGUAAAAUGCCAGAAAUGUUGGAUGUCGAAGCAAUUGUUGCGAGUUUGGUACAGCAAGGGCUAUUGAGGGGGUUCAUUAGUCAUAUACAGGGUAAAUUUGCAAUUUUGGGAGCAAAACAAAGGGGUGGACCAUUGAAUGCAGGGUUUCCACCAGUAUGGGAAGUUAUCAAAGAUAGAGCUGAGAAAGAAGGACAUGGUAAUGAAGUACCGGGCUGGAUUACUGGUGCUGGCGGUGGAUAUACAAGUGGAGGAGUCGUUAAUUUAACUGGAAUUGCUCGACCCGCUGGGGCUACAUGAGCAGGAACGAAUGCGAAAUACCCAAGAAGCCCGAAUAAAUUUCAGAUUCAUAUCAUCUAAAAAAUUAGGUGUAAUUCUUCGCCGUCUCAUACGAACCGACCUCGUCUAUUGUGACCUUCUUAUCUGUAAAAACGUCCAGGAUAUCGGCAGGAGGUGGCUCAUUUCCCUUUACGGCAUGUGCCAAGAAGAUCCCUUCAACACAACCAAGCUUGCACUCAAGUAGACUAAAGCUUUAACAUCAAACUUCCGGCUUAUCAGUUUUGACGUCCUCGAAUGUAUGGAUAUAUGGCCAUACAAACGGUUCCUUGGAAUGUAUAUAAUUCUGGUAUACUUUCACCUCCCACGAAUCGAUGCUCGGCAGGACGAAGCAUUUUCACGAGUCAAACUUGCUAUUUUGUACAUUUCAGAGCUCAAUACAGAUAUACAACUAUCAUUCUUGGAUACUCCAAUCACUUCUUGUGGUGUCAAGCCGGGUGUGGUAUCUCCACGGUUCCAUUCGCUCUAGGUGAGAGCUAUUGAGGACAGUUCAAUCUAUGUUCAUCUGGUUCGCAUUUAAACCUGGAUUUGUACAUUAAAUUGAUCUUUCGUCUACAUAUAUUCACGACACGUACAAAGCGAAGUCUUUUUAUUUUCAUAAAUUUCCGUUGUGCGUGGGAAAGUAGCGAAGUUAAAUGUCAUCUAGCUGUUUAUUUGACUAUUGAAAUGAAUAAUCAAUUUGACAAUACGUGAGAUAUUCGAGGAUUCUUUGCUAAUCCUCAAACUGACCUGCGCUAUCUUUGAGAAUUAUUGUUGCAGCGUGCUUCUGGGAUUUUGAGGUGUCAGAUUUGCAAAUGGUGAGAAUAUGCCAGCACCAUGACAUAUACGAUUCUCAAGGUAUUGGAUAUUAUUCAUGUUCUUUCUUAAGGAUAGAUUAUAUCGAUGUUAGAGGGGAUAGGUGUAAGAGUUUCUUUGUUCCGUCUUGGGUGAUAACAGAGGGCAACGAAUUACAAACAUAGGCUUUAGAUUUACCGUUGCCAAAAAGCAGGUGAAUAGAUUAUUUACUUUCAUUUCUCGAGAUGAUGUCGUCCCAAUUUCACAAUAUACA
Molecule: messenger RNA, 2937 nt
Organism: Botrytis cinerea B05.10
Lineage: Eukaryota; Fungi; Ascomycota; Leotiomycetes; Helotiales; Sclerotiniaceae
Exons: 3
Coding region: 177-1853 (558 amino acids)
Biological process (GO): poly(A)+ mRNA export from nucleus; transcription elongation by RNA polymerase II; post-transcriptional tethering of RNA polymerase II gene DNA at nuclear periphery
Cellular component (GO): transcription export complex 2
Molecular function (GO): double-stranded DNA binding; RNA binding
Source: RefSeq, a predicted model, not a curated record